Postia placenta MAD-698-R-SB12 is the source of this 1347-nucleotide messenger RNA. RefSeq lists its product as hypothetical. Gene Ontology annotation, molecular function: translation initiation factor activity; translation initiation factor binding; mRNA binding. Gene Ontology annotation, cellular component: eukaryotic translation initiation factor 2 complex. Gene Ontology annotation, biological process: translational initiation; formation of cytoplasmic translation initiation complex; formation of translation preinitiation complex. The coding region runs from base 111 to 1205 and encodes 364 amino acids. NCBI's taxonomy places the organism in Eukaryota, Fungi, Basidiomycota, Agaricomycetes, Polyporales, Adustoporiaceae. The record is from RefSeq and is a predicted model, not a curated record. The transcript has 4 exons.
UCAAAUAUCGGGAAAUCCCCGACUUUAGCACGCUGACUCGCGCUCCCUGCCUGCAACGACGAGCUCGAAGGUCUACUCAUUUAUCCCUCCGAUAACGAUUUUUGCCCACUAUGGCGUCCGAGGAACCCUUGUUCGACCCCUCUCUGAAAAAGCGUAAGAAAAAGCAGGUCGCAUUCUCUGAGGACCCGCUCGGUGCGGAUGCCGACCCCACGACGCCUGCCCCGGCGAUCAUCGACAGCACUACAGCCAACGGAGAUGCCGUGGAUAUGGGCCCGACGACUAUGCAUGAGCAGAUGAUGCAGAAUGGAUUCACCGGCGAGGGUGCGGAGGACGCUGUCGAGGAGAAGAAGGAGGACGACGAAUUCAAGGCAAUGUUUGGGGAUCUUAAGAAGAAGAAAAAGAAGAAGGACAUUCCUAUGGACCUGCCGGAGGAUAACUCUGGCACAGCGACGCCCACAACAGUGCCGGCCGCUUCUGAGGAUUUGGACUUCUCCGAUCUCAAGAAGAAGAAGAAAUCUACGAAGAAGAAAGCGGCACUCGACAUGGAGGCGUUCGAGAAGGAGUUGCAGGUGGCGAAAACUAAGGAUGCAGAUGAGGAGGAAGGCGGCGAAGAAGGCAUCCCGCUGGAAGGAGACGAGACCGAGCUUGGUGACGAUCCGUUUACGCGUGGAGAGACCACCAUCAACAUAGAUGCUGGCAGCGAGCCAUGGCUGGGCAGUGAUCGAGACUACACUUAUGAAGAGCUGCUGCACCGAUUCUACGUCCAGUUGCACGCGUCAAACCCCGCGCUUCUCAACUCGACCGGAAAGCGCUACACCAUUGCUCCCCCGCAGCUUUUGCGUGAAGGGAACAAGAAGACAGUCUUCGCCAAUGUGUCCGAUAUCUGCAAACGGAUGCACAGACAGCCUGAGCAUGUUAUCCAAUACAUGUUUGCUGAGAUGGGUACCACUGGUUCCGUAGACGGCUCAGGUCGCCUUGUGAUCAGGGGCAGAUUCCAGCAGAAGCAGAUAGAGCAUGUCUUACGUCGUUAUAUCGUCGAAUACGUUACUUGCAAGACAUGCAAGUCACCAGACACGCUUCUCACGAAGGAGAAUCGUAUUUUCUUCAUGUCUUGCGAGUCAUGCGGCUCAAGGCGGUCCGUCGCACCGAUCAAGACAGGUUUCCAGGCGCAGGUCGGAAGGAGAAGCAAAAACAAGACGGGCUAAGCACACCGAGAAUCACGAUGGUACUGUGUAUAUCAUGUGUUCAUGUAUACUUGUGCUAUACGCAUACAUUGUAUCGCAUGCAUUCCACUGCUAUUCAUCACUGUAUACUAUCUGAGACAAGAUUGCAUUAACACUUCGAGAC